AGCCUAGCACCAGUGCAGAUUUCUGUUGGAGUAAUGAGGAGGAUGGAUGGCUGCCUUAAACCUUUGAGAGGGAGGUCACUUCCCCUUAAUGUCGAACCUCAAUGGGCAUGUGAAGAACUGUUGGCUGCUGCCAUAAAAAAGCAGAAAGCCUUUAACCAGGACUUGGAAGAUGGUGCCCAUGUCUUGUUGUACCCUGAUGCGAGGGUGAUAACAAAUAUCCCCGGAACGGACACCCCUUUCACAGUACAGAUGUACAAAGAGGCCAUUGGAAAGCCCUACCAACGAAUUACGUUGUACAUCUGUACUCUUGAAGCCGUUGAAAACAGUUGUUACACUGGAACAACCUCUUCAAGUGACGAGGACAGUGUGGUUGUUGCAAAGUUGCCAUCUGGAGACAGUCUUGCUGACACCGUGGUGUGGGACUUUCCAAAUGAACAGAGCACUCCCAGAAUGGACAACAGUUUGCCAGGACCUCUCAGGCACCCACAACCAGCGUCUGAUCGGGAUGGAGAACCAACCCCAUUCCAGGAAGAGGUCCAGUCUGCCCCGGGUCAGAACACCUUCUAUAGCAACUACACAACUGUGUAUGCACUUAUCAUUAUUGACAGCCAGUCUGAGCCAGAAGAGGAAACGGAGCAAACUGCAGAGGAAAUCACAGAAUACCUGACUGCGCCAGACAUUGUUGCAGAACUCUCUGCAAAAAUUAAAAAUACCUCUUGCAGCAGGUUCAAUAUUAAUAGAGCCAAUGUGUGGGAUGGAGCAAUCCGCAGCUUCAAAGUUGCCUCAUUCGACCCCUCUCAUCAGAUGCAGGUUAAGUUUACUGAUGAUGAGGGACAAACUGAGGAUGGAGUGGACACUGGUGGUCCCAAGCGUGAGUUCCUGACCCUCCUAAUGGAAUGCCUGAGAAUGAGAAGAAUAUUUGAUGGUCCACAGGACAGGAAAUUCCUCAAGUUCGACAAUGCAGGUAAUGAUGUUCGCAAAUCUGUCUUAUGUUCAAUACUGUACUGUAAAUAUAGGAGCUGCUUAUGGAUUUUGCAGCUUGAUUUACGUGACAAUUACAUUAUCUUAUACUGUAUAUCUUUAUGAUAACGUGGCAACUGUUGGUUAACGUGAUAAUAAUUUAACAAAAAAUAUCAACAGCUGCAAAAGAUGAUGAA
This is a messenger RNA of Gymnodraco acuticeps, 1157 nucleotides long. RefSeq lists its product as uncharacterized. NCBI's taxonomy places the organism in Eukaryota, Metazoa, Chordata, Actinopteri, Perciformes, Bathydraconidae. Gene Ontology annotation, molecular function: ubiquitin-protein transferase activity. The coding region runs from base 34 to 1086 and encodes 350 amino acids. The transcript has 8 exons. The record is from RefSeq and is a predicted model, not a curated record.